Cyprinodon tularosa is the source of this 2752-nucleotide messenger RNA. RefSeq names its product brain-specific angiogenesis inhibitor 1-associated protein 2-like. Lineage: Eukaryota; Metazoa; Chordata; Actinopteri; Cyprinodontiformes; Cyprinodontidae. Gene Ontology annotation, biological process: actin filament bundle assembly; positive regulation of actin filament polymerization; actin crosslink formation. The record is from RefSeq and is a predicted model, not a curated record. Gene Ontology annotation, molecular function: protein binding. The transcript is spliced from 12 exons. The coding region runs from base 102 to 1481 and encodes 459 amino acids. Gene Ontology annotation, cellular component: nucleoplasm; cytosol.
CAGUUUUCUUCUUCUAUCCUAUUUUUGUUUGUAUUUUAGGUUAUUUAUACUGUUUUCUCCAUGUCUCUGUUUCUCCUUGUGAAGGGGACGUGCUGUUCCAGAUGGCUGAGGUCCACAGACAGAUCCAAGUGCAGCUCGAGGAAAUGUUGAAAAGCUUCCACAAUGAGUUGCUCUCUGAGCUUGAGAAGAAGGUGGAUUUGGAUGCUCGCUACUUGACUGCUGCCUUGAAAAAAUACCAGAUGGAACAUAAGAGCAAAGGGGAGAGUCUGGAAAAAUGCCAGGGUGAACUGAAGAAGCUCAGAAGAAAGAGCCAGGGCAGUAAGAACCCUUCAAAGUACGGAGAGAAGGAGAUGCAGUUUGUGGAGACCAUUAGCAAUAAGCAGACUGAGCUAGAUAGCUUCAUUGCUGAGGGCUACAAGACGGCUUUGUCUGAGGAACGUCGCAGAUACUGCUUUCUUGUGGACAGACAAUGUGCUGUGGCCAAAAACAACAGCGCCUACCAUGGAAAGGGUAAAGACCUUUUGACCCAGAAGAUCCCAGUGUGGCAGCAGGCCUGCUCAGACCCCAAUAAACUCCCGGACAGAGCCAUGAUGCUGGCCCAACAGAUGUGUUCUGCUGCUCUUGGGAGCACCAGUCCCCUGCACUCCUCCAAAUCCAAUCUGGUCAUCUCAGACCCCAUACCAGGGGCUCAGCCUCUUCCUGUUCCCCCAGAGCUGGCUGUUUUUAUGGGCAGUGGUCUUGGACACCCCGCGAGGCUGAUGGGUCCUGAUGGCAUGUCCAUGGUCAAUGGGACGACAGGAGUCCAUGGAGAGGAAUACUGGACAGAUGGGGGUACAAUGUCAGUCUCUCAAGUUAGGCCGUCAUCCCCUCAGGCUCAGACACAGGGUCCGUCCCAGGUCCCGCCCCAGAGACAGGUCAGCGACGUCUACUCCAAUACUCUCCCUGUCCGUAGGCCUGCUCCAGCCAAGAAUAAAAAUCCCGUUGGGGAGACACGGACUUUGCCCAGGUCCAGCUCCAUGGCGGCUGGACUGGAAAAGAACGGGCGCUCCCGCGUCCAGGCCAUCUUCUCCCAUGCUGCAGGUGACAACGGUACCCUGCUAAGCUUCUCUGAGGGAGACGUUAUCACUUUGCUAGUGCCUGAGGCCCGUGAUGGCUGGCACUAUGGAGAAAAUGAGAAAAACAAAAUGCGUGGCUGGUUUCCAUUCUCUUACACUCGUGUGCUCCCUGAGAGUGAUGGGGACAAGCUGAGAGUGAAUUCCAGUCUUCAUCAUGGUAAAAGCAGCAGCACAGGGAACCUGCUGGAGAGCGAUGCAUCAGUGCCCACACCUGAUUACGGCCUAACUGCUCGACUGCUGGCCCAGAGCUUAGCACAGACCCGCCCACGCCCUUACAGCAUGGCAGGGUUUGCUCCACAGCCUGCUAUUGAGGAUUACGACAGCCGCUUUGCCACAAGUUUGGGUCCAGAAUUGUCCCGGUUCUGAGGGAACAGGACUGCUUGACCGUUCCCUCGAGGUCUUUCUCCGGCCCUCAUUCUCUGAUGAUCGCUCUGCACCAAUAUACUACUAGCAACCUGCUUUCUCCUCUCUCCCACUAUUGGGCACCUAUUUUAAAAGAAGAGGACAGUAACAAGCCAUGAUGUGCAUUUUUCUUUUACCAGAAGAGGGCCCAGAGGUCUGAUCGUCUCAACAAAUAAGAGAAUUUGAUUUCUUCUGGUAUAGAAAAUGUCCUUUGAACAAAGAAAAACAAAAAAACCUACAGCUAGGACCACAGUUAAACAUCUCUGCCUGAAUAUGUUAUGGUAAUGGUAGAUUUAUUAAGUUAUUUAGACCACAAGGUAAGGCUAGGAAGUUUAAGUUCUAUCAUUAUUAUCUUUUUAACACUAAAAACUCUACAUUUUCUGAGACCAUUAUGUUUGCAAUAGGAUUGCUACUUGAGGGUGAUCUGAAAGCAGGACAACCACCCUUUUUGUUAUUAUGCUUCAAUUGUGCUUCUGUUAGAUCAUAUAGAUGAUUGUUUAUCAAUGAUACUCCAUGCUCAGUCAAUUUCCUGUGCCUUCUACAAGUCUUUGCUGGUUUUAUCUACAUUAAUCAUUCUAUCAUGUUCUAAUUGUUCUGCUAAAAUGGUUCAAGGGUGAUUCUUUGUUGUACAGAUUUUCUUGUUUUGUCCUGACAAUGCUCAUGGAAAUAUUUGAGCUCAAGUUUUAAUUAUUUUUUGUUUUUUUAUGUGUGGGAAGCCACUUUUUCUGUAUAAUUUAAAAAAAUAUACAGAACUUGGGAUAUAAUUCUUUUUUUUCUCCUAGUAUUUAGCUUUAAGGGAGUGAUAGAUCAUUUAGAUAUCAUCCCCAGUAUUGUAUAUAUAUAUUUUUUAAUUAUCCUCCAUUCACAGUAUUACAUUUCACACUAAUCUGGGUCACAGUAAAAAUACAAUCACACAACAACACACACACAUAUAUAUACAUAUACAUUUGUGUGUAGAUUGCAGCAAAAGAGGUUAAAAUAUAUGAAUGUUUGAGUGAAUGGACUGCAUUGCCUUCCUAAGCAUUGUUUGUGAGAGUUUUUAGUUUUUUUUUUUUUUAACUAGUCCUUAACCUGAUGUGAUCACACUUAUGUCACAAUUUAAUAUCUAUUUGUUUUGUACAAAAUUGAAUUAAACAUGGCUGCCCUUGUCUUUAUUUCUCCCUUCUGUUUCUGUUUGUACUGUAUCCAUUCUUUAAAGAAAUGCAUUUAAAUUAAACGUAACAAAUAAAUUUAAA